AUGGAGAGAAUGUCGUUUCCAACCUUCAAACAAGCACCUAGAGCUUGGUUUUCUAAAUUUUACAAGACUAUCACCCAAUUGAAUUUCUCCUCUAGUGCUCAUGAUUCUGCUCUUUUUACUCGGAAAACUGACAAUGGCACUGUUGUAUUGCUUCUUUAUGUCGAUGACAUGAUUAUCACCGGUGAUGACUCCAUUGGAAUUGAAGAGCUCAAGAAAUUCUUGUGUCAACACUUUGAGAUGAAGGAUCUUGGACCAUUAACUUAUUUUAUGGGGCUUGAAGUAUUAUCUUCAAGUGGUGUCUUGUUUUUGUCACAUGCUAACCAAUUCAUGGCUUCACCACGUUCCACACAUUAUGCUGCCGUCCUCCGGAUUAUUCGAUAUAUCAAGGGUGCCUUAUAUUAUGGUCUUCACUACUCAGCUACAUCCUCAUUGAUUCUUAACGCCUACUCUGAUGUUGACUGGGCCGGUGAUCCAAGUGAUUGCCGUUCUACCACUGGUUUUUGUAUUUUUCUUGGAGAUUCUCUUAUAUCCUGGCGUAGCAAGAAACAAACUUUAACAGCCCGCUCUAGCACUGAAUCUGAAUAUCGUGCUCUUGCUGGCACUACUUCUGAGAUAUUGUGGCUUCGUUGGCUUCUUGCUGAUUUAGAGACAUCAUAA
Messenger RNA from Trifolium pratense (red clover), 657 nucleotides. RefSeq names its product secreted RxLR effector protein 161-like. The transcript has 2 exons. The record is from RefSeq and is a predicted model, not a curated record. Bases 1 to 657 code for a protein of 218 amino acids. Lineage: Eukaryota; Viridiplantae; Streptophyta; Magnoliopsida; Fabales; Fabaceae.